This is a messenger RNA of Penicillium verhagenii, 459 nucleotides long. Its product is annotated as Aldolase-type TIM barrel. NCBI's taxonomy places the organism in Eukaryota, Fungi, Ascomycota, Eurotiomycetes, Eurotiales, Aspergillaceae. The transcript is spliced from 3 exons. The record is from RefSeq and is a predicted model, not a curated record. The coding region runs from base 1 to 459 and encodes 152 amino acids.
AUGGUGUUACCCUUCUUCAGGGACGAUGGAACUGUCGAUCUGGGAAUGACCCACAAGGAAGCAAAGCGCAUUGCCGAAAGGGGCGUCACUGGACUCGUGCUGAUGGGCAGCAACGGCCCUAUCCUUAGCCACCACACACGCCGCAUUCUCCUCUGCUCACUCUGCUAUUAUUUCGACUUUUAUGGAUAUAAAGAAGUUCAAUUGAUGUCCAUGGGAUGCGGUGGAACCAGUGUCCGGGAUACUCUACAGUUUAUCUACGAGGCAAAGGAGUUCUUCGCCGACUUCGCCCUUGGCCUGCCACCAGUGCAUCUGGAAUUUGAUGCACACGCCUCUGACAUUGAGGACUUCUAUACAAGAAUCGCAUGGCAGUCGAAGCUUCCCAUUGUCGUGUACAAGUUCCUGGGCGUAACGGAUCUAACGGCUAUCAGGCUGUUUCGGAUUCCUGCGCUUUUGAAGUAA